AUGAAGUUUCCCACAUCAGAUAAUUCAUGUACUUCUCUCAAAGUUGAAGCACCAUUUCUGUCCCCAACUACUGUCCUCUCCAAUUUCCAAAAUAAGUUGCAGUCCGAGCAGAAAAUGGAAAGUCAAACAACAGAAGAAGUGCCACAAAAUCAAAGAACAGAUGAACAAGAAAACAAUGAUCUUAUUUUAGAUCUAAGCCUAUGUAAUACAGACCACUUGUUCAAGUCAAAUAUUCAGACAAGUUCAUCAUCGGAUCCUAAUUCUCGAGGUAAUAAUAACAACGAAACUGAGCCACGGGUAUUUUCUUGCAACUAUUGUCAAAGAAAAUUUUACAGUUCUCAAGCACUUGGCGGCCAUCAAAACGCACAUAAACGAGAGAGAACAAUGGCCAAAAGAGGUCAAAAGAUUAAUUCAGCAGCUGCUAAUUUUGGUUAUGACAAAUAUUCAAGUAUGGCUUCACUUCCAUUGCAUGGCUCAUUCAAUAGGUCUCUUGGAAUUCAAGUUCACUCUAUGAUUCACAAGUCCAGUAGCCCAUUUGGUGCACCCUUGUACGGACAUCCAGGUUGGUCAAUUCGACGGCCUAUUGAUCAGCAACCGGCUAUUGGUCGACUUGCUCCGCCAGAUUGUUAUAGCAAUAAUACUUACAACGGUGGAACAUCGUCAGGUGGUGGUGCGGCUAGGUUUGAUAACAAUAUUCAAAAGUUUCCUACUGUGGUUGAUGGUAUUUCAGCAUACAGAUGGGAUAGUGGUGGUGGUCCUCAUAUUUCCAAGAGUAAUAAUCAAGAAGAAUUGAAGAAGCUUGACUUGUCUCUCAAACUCUAG
Molecule: messenger RNA, 822 nt
Organism: Nicotiana tabacum (common tobacco)
Lineage: Eukaryota; Viridiplantae; Streptophyta; Magnoliopsida; Solanales; Solanaceae
Product: zinc finger protein 3-like
Biological process (GO): negative regulation of abscisic acid-activated signaling pathway
Source: RefSeq, a predicted model, not a curated record